Molecule: messenger RNA, 897 nt
Organism: Pseudogymnoascus verrucosus
Lineage: Eukaryota; Fungi; Ascomycota; Leotiomycetes; Thelebolales; Thelebolaceae
Exons: 2
Coding region: 1-897 (298 amino acids)
Molecular function (GO): protein binding
Source: RefSeq, a predicted model, not a curated record
AUGUCUCAAAAAGCCAGUUCCAAAAGAAACAACAAGCAAGCUUCCCAAGUAAAACCCUCGUCAUUGCCUCCUUUAUUUAGUGAGACAUUUGGCACAGAAACCGUCCAGAUCACAGUCGGCGACGAUGGAUUCAAGCGCACGUUUACUGUGCACAAAAAUCUCCUUGCCUCAAAAUCAAGAUUCUUUUCCGCCAUUUUCGACAGCAACUUCCUUGAAGCCGUAACAUCAAACGCUUCUUUUCCCGAUGACGAUCCGAGCGCAUUCGAAGCGCUCAUGGAGUGGAUUUACUACGACAGUCUGAAAACCAUAGGUCUCAAUAGCAACCAUACACAAGAAGAGGGGCGGGAGAAUAUGAGAAAGAUAAUAGCGACAUUAGGACUUGCGGAUAAAUAUUGCAUUGAUGAGCUGGCGGAUAGGUGUCUAACAAUUCUAUACCACCGCUCGAGGGAGUACGUUAGUUGCAAGUUGGACCUCGACAUGAUUGCCUUCAUCUAUGAAGAAACCGGCCCGAUAUCCAUGGCAAGAAAGUACGCAGCAUCUGAGCUAGCAGCUGCAGUUACUGCCACGUCCGUACUGGACCUAAGGGUCCGUUCGAAAUCUGCUAUUAUUACAGCCUUGAGGAUAUCAGAAAUCUGCAAGCAGAACCGGGAUAUUUUAGAUGACUUAUUCAAGGCUAUUACAGCAAGGCCACAGUCUCCUGGGCCAACUACGGGAACAUGCCAAUUCCACCUGCACCCAAAGGUUGCGGUAUGUCCAUACCGCGGAAUGGACGAAGAGGUUGCUGUCCGCCCAAAAGAAGACAGCUUGUACUGUGGCUGCGGGAGGUCAAGGUCCAGAUGUAACGAUAGACAAGCAAGGACUGGAAAACGGUGUCCUGCGUUUGGUAGACCGAGAUAG